Messenger RNA from Trichoderma gamsii, 450 nucleotides. RefSeq lists its product as hypothetical. Lineage: Eukaryota; Fungi; Ascomycota; Sordariomycetes; Hypocreales; Hypocreaceae. The record is from RefSeq and is a predicted model, not a curated record. The coding region runs from base 1 to 450 and encodes 149 amino acids. The transcript has a single exon.
AUGCAACUCAAGUCUUUCAGCCCGUUUGUUAGCCUUGCUUUCUGGUCUGCGAUGCCCUCACCUGCUGUUUCAGCCCAUGGCACGGAUGCCGCCGGCGCUCAAGUCGGGCUUGGUCAUGAGUUCGGAUCGGCGAUGCAAUCACUCCUGGUUACGGCUCCACCAAGCUGGUCGCUGAAAUACUGCUCGAUGCCUGACUGUAACCAAGCUAGCGGCGGCGUUUGCAACGUACGCACUGGGCAACAGGCCACCCCUGGCUGUCAACAAUUCGGAAUACCAGGCGGCGCCGUUUCCCUCUUAUUCAGCUCCGAUAUUCUUGGCCUCAGGGUCCGACUCUUCACCGGGGACGACUGUACCGGCACUGCAAGAGAUUUCUGGCCUAUUAACCCGAUCGAUUGCCAGGAUUUCAACGACGGGCUGCCAUGGGGCGCCGAGUCGUUUCUGGUAUUCUAG